UUUUAUUGUUUUGCGGCACAGCAACGUUCUUGCCUCGUGCUCCUCGUGCCUCGUGCUCUGCUCGCUCGCACUCGCUCGUUUCAUCGGAGAGCCAUUUUGUGAGCAUACCGGUACAAGACGCGAAAAACGAGAAAUAGCGAACGUUGACAAAAUGAAUGGAAUUGUAAGGAACACGCUACGCUGCUCUGUGAUCAAGAAUCUAUUCUCGUCUUCCACGAGCACGGGAAUCACUGGCAAUUCAUUAAGGACGCUGUGGAAUGUUUCCCGACAUGCUCAAAUCACACCUCUCGCCACGGUAAAAUCGUUUAGACACGAGCACAUUUCCUGCAAUUGCGGUUGUUGCAGAAGUGCCCACACAAAAGCUGAGAAAGAGCUUGUGGAAUUCCUAGCGGAAGAAAUCAUAGCAGAAAAGAAGGCUCAAAAGCUGAAAACUAUUCCUACCGAACUGGAUGGAUUCAAAGUAUCCCUGAAUGGUGCAGACGUUACGUUGGAAAAGCAACAAAAUAAUGAAACUGUUAGAAUUUCUUUCAAUAUAAAUCAUACGGUAGAUUCUGAUCCCGAACCAGAAAUUGAAAUGACUAGUGACAAUCCAGAUAUUGGAGAUAUGAAAAGUAAACCGACCUUUACCAUAGAUGUAAUUAGAGGAAAUCAAACCCUUGGAUUCACCUGUUCCUUUAACAACGAACCAGGUGCAUCGGGUGCCAAUGAGAACUACAAUGACAUCUUUGGCAUAGAUGAGAUUACCUUGUAUACCGGAGAACACUCUGACAAAGUGUACGCUGUCGCUGGAGAGAUUAUCGAUGGUUACCUUUAUGAUCUGCUGAUGAAUUAUCUCGAAGAGAAGGGAGUAUCGAACGAGUUUGCAGAGAAAUUGGUCGAACUGAGUACGAACUACGAGCACACUGCGUACGUUAGUCUACUAGAAGGCCUUUCAAACUUCACCGCUGGCAAAUAAUUGUUCUGUUUUAUUCCUCCUGUAUUUAUAAUUAUUUAGGCAUAGAUAACGUUUAUGUAAAAAUAUCUUUAUAAUAAAUACAUGUAAUAAUUCAA
This is a messenger RNA of Ceratina calcarata, 1050 nucleotides long. RefSeq names its product complement C1q binding protein P32 (gene P32). The coding region runs from base 152 to 955 and encodes 267 amino acids. The record is from RefSeq and is a predicted model, not a curated record. Gene Ontology annotation, cellular component: mitochondrial matrix. Gene Ontology annotation, biological process: cytosolic ribosome assembly. NCBI's taxonomy places the organism in Eukaryota, Metazoa, Arthropoda, Insecta, Hymenoptera, Apidae. The transcript has 5 exons.